AUGAGAAAACCUACUUCCUUCAUUUUCAUCUUCCUUUUCCAUUCCUCCAUAGCCUCUUUAGCUUGGAGUGAAACCAAUAUCACCACUGACAAAUCUGCACUACUUGCUCUUAAAUCCUCUAUCACUUCUGAUCCAUACAAUUUUUUAGCUAAUUGGUCAAUCUCCUCUUCUCCUUGUAAUUGGGCUGGUGUUAGUUGCAAUACUCGCCAUGGAAGAGUCCGUUCCUUGAAUCUUAGUGGCAUUGGUCUUAAAGGCAUAGUAUCUCCACAGUUGGCUAAUCUCUCAUUCCUUGUUGAACUUGAUCUUAGUAACAACAAUUUUCAUGGUCAUAUACCAGACGAGUUGGUUCAAUUACGUAGAUUGAAACUACUCAAGUUAAGUUUCAAUGAAUUUGAUGGGAAAAUUCCAACACGGAUUGGAGAUUUAUCAACACUAGAACUCUUGAGUCUUGGCAAUAAUAGUUUUAAUGGGUUCAUUCCAAUAUCUGUAUGCAACUUGUCAAGGUUACAAAUCUUGGAUUGGGGUGAGAAUUUAAUUGAAGGGACCAUUCCAGCUGAGGUAGGAAGACUUAAGCACUUGAAACAAUUACUACUCACGGUUAACCAACUUUAUGGACCUAUUCCCCAAGCAGUUUCCAAAUUAUCUUCGCUUGAACUAUUGGAUUUGUCAUAUAAUGCUCUCUCAGGAACCAUUCCUACUGAGAUUGGAAGUCUUCCACUGUUGCGGAUGAUAGAUCUUUCAACCAAUCAGUUUUCUGGUUCUAUACCAUCUUCAAUAUUUAAUAAUUCAAUGCUUGAAAGCAUUAAUCUUCUAGAAAAUAAUUUCACUGGCAGUCUCCCAGAAAAUUUGUGCAUUGGGCUUCCAAAACUUGAACUACUUUGGCUAGCUCAAAAUGAAUUGUCUGGCAAAAUGCCCUCUAUUUGGCAUCAAUGCAAAGAUUUAGCAGAUUUAGAAUUAAGCACAAACACAUUCAACAAAGGAAUCAUACCAAGCGAUAUUGGAAAUUUGACAAACCUUCAAUAUUUAUAUCUUUCAUACGCCAACUUGGAAGGUGAAAUCCCAUCAUCUCUUUUCAGCAAUAUGUCUUCUCUAACGGAUUUAUCUUUGGAGGGAAAUAAUUUAAAUGGCACCAUCCCAACGUCAAUUGGCAAUAAAACGUUGCUCAAUUACUUGUUUUUACAGUUCAAUUCCUUUACAGGUGAAAUUCCUCGGUCUCUUUUCAACACGCCUUCUAUGAGGGAGUUUAGCCUUGGCAUCAACCAAUUAUCUGGCAAUUUGCCUGAAGAUAUAUGCUAUCAAGUCCCUUUACUUGAAAUUUUCUCUGUUGUUUCCAAUAACUUGAAGGGCAGCAUUCCAAAAUCAAUGCCUAAUUGCACUUCUUUGAAAGGAGUAUAUAUGGGUGGCAACUUCUUCACAGGUUCUAUACCUAAUGACAUAGGCAAUCUUGAUAAACUUGAAGAAUUAGAAUUGUCAAUGAAUCAUUUAAGUGGAUAUAUGCCCUCCAAUAUAUUCAACAUCUCAGUAGCAGUACGAGUGUACCUUGGAACGAAUAUGUUCUCUGGCCUUCUCCCAUCAUAUUUAGGAAGUAGUCUUCCCAACCUGAAAGUUUUUAAUGUGGAGGGGAACGAACUUACUGGAAAAAUUCCAAAAAGCAUAGCAAAUGCUUCUAAGCUCAAUAAAUUAUAUUUAAAUGAUAAUAAAUUUAGUGGUGAUAUUCCCCGUGCACUUGGGAAUUUAACCAAUUUGGUGGCAUUAUAUUUGGGUGGAAAUGAUUUGAAUGGGUUGAUUCCUACUACAAUUGGCAAAUUACAAAGCCUACAACUUUUAGACCUCAGUGAUAACAAAUUGCAAGGGUCUAUCAUUGAAGAACUUUGCCUAGUCAAAAGUUUGAGUGUGUUGAAUCUGGCCAACAACAGGUUUUCAGGAACAAUUCCAAGGUGCCUUGAGAAUCUUACUUCUUUACAGAAGUUGAACUUCAGCCUUAACAAAUUGACUUCUCAUAUUCCCUCCUUUCUUUGGAAUCUCAAAGAUAUCUUGGUUGUAGACUUAUCCUCCAAUGCAUUUAGUGGGAGAAUUCCACCUGAGGUGUCCAACUUGAGAUCAAUCACACUAUUGAACUUGUCAAGAAAUCAAAUUUCAGAAAACAUUCCUGCAACCAUGGGAAGCUUGCAAAGCUUGCAAAACCUAUCAUUGGCUCAUAAUAACUUACAAGAGUAUGGAUCGAAAGGGGCGGUUUCUGUUAAAGGAGAUGUAUAUAGUUUUGGUAUUUUGCUCAUAGAAACACUUACAAGGAAGAAGCCAAUAGAUGAGAUGUUUGGUCAAGGUCUAAGUUUAAAAGAUUGGGUUAGUGAAUCAAUACCACAAUCAAUCAUCAAUAUUUUAGAUGGCAAUUUGCUGCUUACAGACAAUAGACAUAUUGGUAACAUAUUACCACAUAUUUCAACAAUUUUUGAAUUGGCCUUACAUUGUUGCCUUGAUUUCCCUGAGGCGCGACUCGAUAUGAAAGAUAUUGUGGUGUCAUUGAAAAAAGUAAGGCUAUAUUUAGGCGAAAUCUUAGACACACGAGCCACUAGGUAA
Messenger RNA from Prosopis cineraria, 2577 nucleotides. RefSeq names its product LRR receptor-like serine/threonine-protein kinase GSO1. The record is from RefSeq and is a predicted model, not a curated record. Bases 1 to 2577 code for a protein of 858 amino acids. The transcript has 6 exons. Lineage: Eukaryota; Viridiplantae; Streptophyta; Magnoliopsida; Fabales; Fabaceae. Gene Ontology annotation, cellular component: plasma membrane. Gene Ontology annotation, molecular function: protein binding.